Molecule: messenger RNA, 1471 nt
Organism: Cyprinodon tularosa
Lineage: Eukaryota; Metazoa; Chordata; Actinopteri; Cyprinodontiformes; Cyprinodontidae
Product: hydroxysteroid 11-beta-dehydrogenase 1-like protein
Exons: 9
Coding region: 79-1371 (430 amino acids)
Cellular component (GO): intracellular membrane-bounded organelle
Molecular function (GO): oxidoreductase activity
Source: RefSeq, a predicted model, not a curated record
UGUGAAAGAUUGUGAAAGCUUCUGCAGCUCAGAGAGAUUUGUGAAAGAGUUGCCUGGAACUUGCAACAGGUUUGCAAAAUGGGAAAAAUUUUAACGUUUGUGAUUGUGAGUGUUUUGGUUGCUUAUUUAGCAAUGCAGUGGGCUGCACCAAGAUUCGACCCAGAAUCUCUCAAAGGUGCCAGAGUGUUGGUGACUGGAGCCAGUACAGGUAUUGGUGAACAAAUUGCAUAUCAUUAUGCUCGCUUUGGAGCCCAGAUUAUUAUCACAGCGAGGAGGGAGAAGGUUUUACAGCAGGUAGCUGAGAAGUGUCUAAGUCUGGGAGCCCAGAAAGCUUUUUAUAUAGCAGCAGACAUGGCCAGUGAAUCUGACCCUGACAAGGUGGUUGAUUUUGCUCUGGAGAAACUGGGAGGUUUGGACUACUUGGUUCUAAACCACAUUGGCCCGACUCCCUUUGGCGUGUGGGAGGGAGAUGUGGAACAUACCAGGUGGUUAAUGAAGGUAAAUUUCUUCAGCUACACUCAGAUGGCCUGGAGAGCUUUGCCCUCUCUUGAGCAAAGUAAAGGAUCUUUGGUGGUUGUUUCAUCACUAUUAGCAUCUCUCAAAGGUGCCAAGGUGUUGGUGACAGGAGCCAGUUCAGGCAUCGGUGAACAAAUGGCAUAUCAUUAUGCUCGCUUUGGAGCUCAGAUUGUUAUCACAGCAAGGAGGGAGAAGGUUUUAGAGCAGGUUACUGAGAAGUGUUUGAGUCUGGGAGCCCAGAAAGCUCUCUUCAUACCAGCAGACAUGUCCUCUGAGUCGGACCCUGACAAAGUCAUCGAUUUUGCUGUGAAGAAACUGGGAGGCUUGGACUAUCUGGUUCUCAACCACAUUGGCGUGACUCGCUUUGCAAUGUGGAAUGGAGACGUGGAUCAUGUCAGGUGGCUCAUGAAGCCCAAUUUCUUCAGCUACAUACAAAUGGCCUGGAGGGCCUUGCCCACCUUGGAACAAAGUAAAGGCUCUUUGGUAAUAGUGUCAUCAAUAGUAGGGAAAGUGAGCAAUCCUUUUGUAGCCCCAUACACUGCAACAAAAGCUGCCUUGAAUGGAUUCUUUGGCUCCCUCAGUCACGAACUUGCAAUGAAGAAAAGCAACGUGUCCGUCUCGUUAUGCACUCUCGGAUUUAUUGACACUGAAUCAGCAGUGAACGCCGUCAAAGGAAUCAUUACGGCACCACCGUACCCUGCUUCAGAAGCUUCAUUGAAUAUCAUCAUAACAGGAGCAACAAGGCAGCCGGAGCUGUUCUACCCCUGGUUCACAUAUGUCAUGAAUCUCAUCAAAGACUGGUCCCCCUCCUUAACAAACCAUCUCAUCCGGAACUCCCUUAACUACAAUCCAUAGAAAACAUGUUUAUGAUGACCCCCUCCUAAAAAAAAAGAUUUCAUAUUCUAUUCUAAAAUGUACUUACAUCUUACUCACAAUCAACUGCACUUUAAUUUAG